AUGUCGAACAAGGAGGAGAAACCCGAUGAAAAACAGUCGAGUUGGAAAGAUUUUAUCUACAAUCCACGAACUGGGGAGUUCAUUGGGCGCACAGCCAGUAGCUGGGCUCUGAUCUUCCUGUUCUACUUGGUCUUCUAUGGAUGUCUCGCUGGGAUGUUCUCGUUGACCAUGUGGGUCAUGCUGCAGACGCUGGACGAUUACACCCCCAAAUACAGGGACAGAGUGGCUAACCCAGGUCUGGUUAUCCGGCCCAAGUCCAUGGACAUCGGGUUCAACCGCACCAUCCCUCAGCAAUACGACCGGUACGUCAAGCACCUGGAGUCCUUCCUGCAGCAGUACAACGACACAGUGCAGGAGAAGAACGAGCUGUGUAUGGUGGGCGAGUACUUCAAUCAGGACGACGCGGCGGAAAAGAAGGUGUGCCAAUUCAAGCGUAGCCUGCUGCGGCAGUGCUCCGGCCUGGCUGACACCACCUUCGGUUACGCCGAGGGACAGCCCUGCGUCCUGGUUAAGAUGAACCGGGUUAUUGGUCUGAAGCCACGUGGAGAUCCAUACAUCAACUGCACAGCCAAGAGAGAAACCCCCCUGCAAAUGCAGUAUUUCCCUGCUGAGGGAAGAUUUGACAAGAUGUACUUCCCGUACUAUGGCAAAAAAGCACAUCCUAAUUAUGUACAGCCGCUGGUUGCUGUGAAGCUGCUGCUUACUAAGCAGGAUUAUAACUCAGAGCUGACCAUUGAAUGCAAGGUGGAGGGAUCUGACCUGCGGAACAAUGACGAACGUGACAAGUUCCUGGGCCGCGUCACCUUCCGAGUCAAUGUGUCCGAGUAG
Molecule: messenger RNA, 828 nt
Organism: Chanos chanos (milkfish)
Lineage: Eukaryota; Metazoa; Chordata; Actinopteri; Gonorynchiformes; Chanidae
Gene: atp1b3b
Product: ATPase Na+/K+ transporting subunit beta 3b
Exons: 7
Coding region: 1-828 (275 amino acids)
Biological process (GO): intracellular sodium ion homeostasis; sodium ion export across plasma membrane; intracellular potassium ion homeostasis
Cellular component (GO): sodium:potassium-exchanging ATPase complex
Molecular function (GO): ATPase activator activity
Source: RefSeq, a predicted model, not a curated record